CUAGCUAAAGAACACUGUCUUCCAAAUCCAUAGAACUAGGGAUCAGAAUGGUGAAGAUGGGCAUCAAGUUGGCUGUGAUCUUGGUCGUGGUAAUGCUGGUGUUUUUCGAAGGCUCAUCAGCUUUCACCUUCUGCAAGAUGAAUGACGAUGGUCUAACUGCUUGCAAGCCAUCGGUGACGAAGCCAAACCCUGUAGAUCCGUCCGAAAAGUGUUGCAAGGCUCUUUCUGGCGCUGACUUGGGGUGUCUUUGUUCUUACAAGGCCUCGCCGGUGUUGCCUUCUCUCGGAAUCUCUCCCGAUCUUGCCAUGGGACUACCAGCUAAGUGUGGCAUCGCCCCUCCUGCCAAUUGCGCCUAAGUUGUCUUCAAAACAUGGGGCGGAGCAUCACAGUACGUAUAUGCAUGGCGAGUGAUGCUCAAGAAUAUGUUCUUCGUUUUCAUAUCGAGUCGUUGAUUAACUUUUGUGUGGUGAUCUUUUACGUCGUGUUUUGUGAUCAUGUCGAGGGUUUAGGGCUUGUUCCAUGCAAUGUUUUGUUUUACAAUGGUUUGUAUUUGCUUCGUGAAUUAUACGUUGUAUCGUUAUUCCUUCGAUCUGAAACUAUCAGAGAAGGUUCAGAUGAUUAAUGCAUGCAUCUU
Argentina anserina (silverweed cinquefoil) is the source of this 634-nucleotide messenger RNA. Its product is annotated as putative lipid-transfer protein DIR1. NCBI's taxonomy places the organism in Eukaryota, Viridiplantae, Streptophyta, Magnoliopsida, Rosales, Rosaceae. The transcript has a single exon. Gene Ontology annotation, molecular function: fatty acid binding. Gene Ontology annotation, biological process: systemic acquired resistance. The coding region runs from base 48 to 356 and encodes 102 amino acids. The record is from RefSeq and is a predicted model, not a curated record.